UCAUCUCCAUACAGUCAGAGUGAACUGCGGGGGCAGACGGAGUGGAUUGCAGCAGUCCUCGACAGCGGAAAGAGACUCAAAUAAGGAUUUUUUUUAUCGAGCUGUAUCGACUCAUAACGCGCACUUUUGUUUCAUUUUCUCCCGAUUUGUUGAGGAAUUCGACAGAAGGAACUUUUCGCUUCUGUGGAGUUUGGAGAGCCGUGUUCGUCGGAUAUGGACAGUCGGCGACCCGCUGCAGGGAGCGACUGGCCGGUGUUCACUCAGUAGUGGCAGGAAUAAAAUUGUAAACUCGCCGUCUGGGACUUUUUACUGGAUGUUUGAUGAAGCGCUUCGACAUUUCGGUCAAUUCUGGCACACCGUGGAUUUACCAGGUUCAGAGACGGAUAGAUAUUCGUGAUAACCGGUCGACGACGAGGAGGAUUUACGCUUCUAAAGUUGCAGGAAAAACAUGGAGACUGUAAGUCGGCAAAGCUUCCAGCCUCAUCCGGGACUGCAACAAACUCUCAAGCAGUUUCACCUCAGCUCUAUGAGCUCUCUGGGCGGACCGGCGGCUUUCUCUGCCCGGUGGCAACAUGAGCUCCUCUUCAAGAAGGACGGUAAGGAGCCGGAGCCGGUUCUGCAGCAUCUGCCGCCACCGGUAAUGCCGGGCCCGCUGUUCAUCCCGUCGGACCGCUCCACGGAGAGGUGCGAGACUGUGCUGGAAGGCGAGACCAUCUCGUGCUUCGUGGUCGGCGGGGAGAAGCGACUGUGCCUGCCGCAGAUCCUCAACACGGUGCUGCGGGACUUCACCCUGCAACAGAUCAACUCCGUGUGCGACGAGCUGCACAUCUACUGCUCCCGGUGCACGGCGGACCAGCUGGAGAUCCUCAAAGUCAUGGGGAUCCUGCCCUUCUCGGCGCCGUCCUGCGGCCUCAUCACCAAGACGGACGCUGAGCGGCUCUGCAACGCCCUGAUCUACGGAGGCGCCUACCCGCCGCGGUGCAAGAAGGAGCUGAGCGGAGGCUCGCUGGAGCUGGAGCUCACCGAGGGGAGCUUCAAAGUCUACCACGAGUGCUUCGGUAAGUGCAAGGGCUUGUUCGUGCCGGAGCUGUACACUAGCCCCAACGCAGCGUGCAUCCAGUGCAUGGACUGCAGACUAAUGUAUCCGACCCACAAGUUCGUGGUGCACAGUCACAAGGCGCAGGAGAACAGGACUUGCCACUGGGGCUUCGACUCGGCAAACUGGAGGGCGUACAUCCUCCUGGGCCAGGAUUACACGGGGAAAGAGGAGAAGGCCCGUCUGGAGCAGCUCCUGGACGAGAUCAAGGAGAAAUUUGAUUUCGCCAACAAGUACAAGAGGAAAGCUUCAUCCAGGCCCUCAGAUCCCACCCCGAUCAAAAAGUCCAAACAUGACGACUUCCCAUCGCAGUCCCCGCUGGCCGACAAAGAGAAGCAGCACGACUGGCUACAGUCCCUGUCCGCCUCCAAUAAGGGGCUUAACUGCAUUCAACCCCGGCAGAGGCCGUCAGCUUUCAGGCCCUGGUCCCCCCACAUCUCUGCUGGUGAUAAGGAGCCCUCCAGUCACCCCCUGGCCCUGCUGAGAGACAGCUUCUACAACUACAAGAGUCUGGAGAAUGGCGUGGCCCCCAAUGUUGCCCUCACACCACUACCCCUGGGGAAGGUGGGUCCCAUGUCCCCGUCAGUACCCAGCACCUCCCACCCAAGUGGAGGUGAACCCCCGGGUGAAGGAGCCAACUCCAGGCCUCGAAAGAGAAGAGCCACAGGGGAGCUCCAGCCGCCGCCAUCAGAGGCCCCCUGCCCUCCGUCCUUCACUGCCAGCAAGCUGCCGCUGCCUCAGGAUGACAAGGACUCUGAGGUGGAGAUCGAAGUGGAGAGCCGGGACGAACUCACUUCGUCCCUGUCCUCCCUGUCGUCACCGUCUUUCACCUCAUCCAGCAGCUCAGCCAAGGACUUGGGCUCGCCAUGCGCCCAAGGGCCCAUUUGCACUGUCACGUCAGCCGAGGCCACUGUCCCCUCAGCUGCGGCCAUUGCACCCAUCGCGCCCGUCGCAGCCCCCAUCACCCCUCCAGAGCUGGGGCUGGAGUCGGAGCUGGAGAGCCUGAGGCAGGCGCUGGACAACGGUCUCGACUCCAAAGAGUCAAAGGAGAAGUUUCUGCACGAGAUUGUUAAGAUGAGGGUGAAGCAGGAGGAGAAGCUGGGAUCGGCCCUGCAGGCCAAACGCAACCUCCAACAGGAAUUGGAGUUCUUGCGAGUGGCCAAGAAGGAGAAGCUUCGGGAGGCGACCGAGGCGAAGCGAAACCUGAGGAAGGAAAUCGAGCGCCUGCGAGCCGAGAGCGAGAAGAAGAUGAAGGAAGCCAACGAGUCACGGAUCCGUCUGAAGCGGGAGCUGGAGCAGGCCCGGCAGCUGAGGGUCUGCGACAAGGGCUGCGAGGCUGGACGUCUUCGCGCAAAAUACUCGGCACAGAUCGAGGACCUCCAGAUGAAGCUGCAGCACGCCGAGGCCGACCGCGAGCAGCUUAGAGCCGACCUGCUGCAGGAGCGGGAGGCCAGGGAGCACCUGGAGAGGGUGGUGAAGGAGCUACAGCAGCAACUCUGGCCCAAAUCCAGCAGCGACAAGGACGGGACGCCCAAGGACAUGCUGGCUGAGAACUAACCCAGCAGCUGAACUCACCUCCCCAAUCAUUCAAACCCUGUCGCCAUGAUCCCCCAACAUCAUUUGCCCAACUCAGACCAGAGAACCCAGCACCCAGGAGUCCCGGGCCGGGCCCCAUCGCACCACUGUCCAUCACGCUCGCCCUCCAGAUCACAAAAAUACAAGACUCUCACCUUCGGACCAGAGACAGACAAGAAACAAGGACCUGUAUCCUCCAUCACGCCCAUGAAAAGUGAAGUGAAUGGAAACAGCAAAAUACAAUUGUGCAGCAAGGAAGCAUGUGUUUCUGAAUCAAGCACUGACUGGCACCUUCCAGACUCACAGAACUUCAGACGGCAUCACGAGAAUGAAAGAAAAAGCAGAUGUAUAGCACAAAAUGUGGUUGUGCCUGUAUUUUCUCUGACAAGAAAAUAAAGUGAGACUUUUGGACAGACGUCUGUGAUAAUAAAUGCUGAAAGAUGAUCAUAUUCUAUUAGAGUUACACAGCUGUUGAGGUGUUGUGACGGUCCAGGAAGAGCAGGGCUCACACUUAACAUACAGUUCCCAAAAACGUCUCCAUCGCCGUCCCUCGCCAUGAUGAUGAGGACAAGGAGGGUUUUGAAGACAUUAUAAGCUAUUUAAGAGACUACAUAGCGAUAUGUUAAAAAAAAAAAAAAAAAAAACCAAACAAAAAAAAAAAAACUGUAACAACAAAAAGAAAGACAGUUUCUUUGUUUCUCUGUGCUCUUGGAGUCGGAAAAUAUAAAAGAUACAAAUAAAUGAGAAGAUGAACAAAACAAGCAGAUGAACUCUCCACAGUGCCACCGUGGUUUUGUCGGUUUUUCAGGAAGCCAUCGCAGUCCACUGAGGGGGAGGAGCUUGAGUGACCCAUCUUCUCCUCCUCCUGUUGUUUUAUAAAAAUCAUUUAUUUCUCAGAGCGGGGUCGAAAUCUUUCUCACUCUUCUCUCUCUGGAUUGGACGCUGGACAUAAAAACAUGCUGUACCGUUUUAGUGAGCACUUUUGUCGGAUGAUCAAUAACAAUAUCCAGCAAUCUCCAUCUCAAGUGUUGCUCACACACAAACACACGCACACACUCACACUGGCUGCCAUAUGUGUUUUUAAGCGUUUGGGUCAAAACCCGGAUGUCUUUAUCUUCUAAAGAUAAAAUCCUCCAGAUGUGCGUGGCCUUGUUUUUACUCCAGCUGACUCCAGAACCAUCAUGUAUGAAAUCAUAGUGGACUGGAUGGGGCAACUUUGGCAAGAACCACAAAAUGUUCAUUUUAAUUAAAUUAAUGUAAAUAUAAAUAUAUGUUUUGUUUUUGUUUUUUGUUUUUUUUUUACUUUACAAUAAUGAAUCGCACUUUGUCAUAACAAAAAUACUGUUAUAAUGCAUUGUACUCCCACUAUUGUCUUCAAUCUUACUUUGAAAACAUCAUCUUAUACACGACUGCUACCAUAUAAAUUCAGUGAGCAUUUUAUUGAUUAUAUGCAUCUCGAAUAAAUGCUGUUGCUCUGUUUUCUUAAGGCAAAGUAUUGUAAAUAAAUGGAAAGAAAAAAAGGCUCUACCUGUUGCUUGCUGAUGCAGUCUGGGAUUGUUACAAAGGUUCUGGCAACAAAUUCUCCCCGUUGUUGUAAUAUAAUGACACCCGGUUCAAACUUCGCUAAUGACACACUGCACAUCAUCGAGGUGAUUUUUUUUUUUUUUACAGGCCUCUGAACAAAAAGUUGGAAGAUUAAAAUCUGAUUUUAUUCAGAAGGCGGAGAGCGCGACUCUGCCGUCACACAGCGGGUACAAUGCAAUCAGAAUGUACAUUGUGUUAAUGCUAAUUUUUCUUUGGUUGUUGAUGUUGUUUUUAAACGUGGAGAUAUUUUAUUGCUUGUCUGUUAUGUUCACUUUUUUUCAAUAGAAAACUCAUAUUUUCUUUAUGCAUGAAAUUUGAGAAAGUUUGCCAUACAUAUAGUCAGUUAUUGGGCAUUGAUACUGUACAUGUAAGGGUUUUAUUGUGUUAUGCAACAUAAAGCAAUUUGUCUUAUUUAGAAGAGGAAGAAGUAAGUAAAAAAAAAAAAAUGCAACAAACCGUAUAUUGUUCUUAAGAAAAAAGAAAACUUCACACUUGCAAAAAGCAAAAGACGACAAAAAAAAAAAAGAGAGAAAAAAUAAAAUAAAAUGCAAUGCUGGACAACCUCAAGUGCCUGGACAUGGGCGAAAGGUUUCCAGAGUAGGAGAACUGAUGAUGAAGCUGUAGGGGCGGGGCCUCUCAUCGUCUACCUGUGUGCAGGUUCAGCAGCUCAGCAGCUGUUUUUAUCAGUGUUCCUAAAACCAACCAGUUUACAGACUCAAUUUCUUUUUCAAUGCAGAGAACAAUUAAACAAACGCUAGAUGCUUAAGGCUUUUUUUUUCUGAAUGAGUGCUUUUUUUUUCCCUCCUUUAUUUGAAAUCAAUGAUAUGCAUGUUCAAACAAUUUUUAUAGAAGAUCUUGAAAACCCACUUGCUUCGGUGAAUUGUUACUUUGGGUUGUACAUAAAGACUUAAUUGUUUAUUCCCAGUUUUGCUGACUUGUCCCGAGGCGGACGUGUCGAGGAUAAUAAAGAGGGCAUUAUGUUGACGAGCCCGUUUCUUAUCCGCCAUGGCUGACACUGCGUCUGUGACUUUGGCAGACCUAAAAAUUGGUACAUUUUGUAGUUGUUUUUACACUCAAAAAGAGUUGAUAGCCUCUGUGUAGUUUACUUUACUCGUGGUUUUCUACAAAAGAAGGGAGACAACAACGACACUGGCUCUUCACUCUCCCGCGCGUAAAAAAGAAAAAAGCAGUUUAACAACAUCUUGUUUUCUAAAGGAGAAUCAUUUUACUAUAUAAUGGACAGUAAAGCAGCAAUAACAGUCCAUAUUAAUAGACAAAUACUAGCCAGUGUGAAGAUUUGAAUAAGAAUUUUCAAAUGUAAAUAUUUUUUUCAUUUACAAUAUUGUAUAAUAUAUGUACAUGGUGUUUCCUUUUUCAAAAAGAAAUCUUUUCUUACAAUAGCUUGUCUUGUUUUUGUUUCUGUUUUUUUUUUUUUUUGAAUUUGUGUUUUAACUGAAAUGUUUCAAAAACAGUUAAUGAUGCAGUGCGUAAGAGAAUAUUCCCUACAUAAACAUGUUAAUCCAUUUCUUUCAUUUUUUUUUUUACUGUAGAGUCUUUAUAUUGAAUGACUUUUUUCACCAGUUCAUAUAUAUUUUUAACAGUUUGUUCAGUAUCAGAUAACAGACCUACAGUAUGGGUCGCACAAACACACACAGACACAUACACACAGACACAUACACACACAGACAGACACACACACGCACACACACACACACACACAAACACACAGACAGACACACACACACACACACACACACACACACAGACACACACAGACAGACACACACACGCACACACACACACACACACGCACACACACACACACACACAAACACACACACACACACACACCACACACACACACACAAUGCCACUUGCAGAUUGUUUCCCCCCUAAUCCUCAUGUAUCUUUUUAGCCCUGUGCUGCUGCUAAUACUAUAUAAACCUUACAAUUCUAGAAAUAUUUUUAUGUAAGAGGUAAAUGUAAGCUUUCCCAUUUAUUAAUACCACAUAUACAGUAUGAAAAAAAACCUUGGCUUAUUCAUCUAUCUCCUUGUUUCCCUCAUCUUUUCACGCCUUUUUCCCUCAUCUCUCCUCCGACGACACCCGUCCCCUUCUCUCACGACACGGACUAUAUUGUAAAGUAAAGGACUUUAUGAGAUUAUGUUUGAAAAUAGCUAUGCUUAUAUACUACAGUGACUGAAUGUACAGUGUAUAGAUGCAUUACCAGAAAUAAAGUUGUUUGUCCAGA
Molecule: messenger RNA, 6505 nt
Organism: Seriola aureovittata
Lineage: Eukaryota; Metazoa; Chordata; Actinopteri; Carangiformes; Carangidae
Gene: skia
Product: v-ski avian sarcoma viral oncogene homolog a
Exons: 7
Coding region: 449-2653 (734 amino acids)
Biological process (GO): negative regulation of BMP signaling pathway
Cellular component (GO): nucleus
Molecular function (GO): RNA polymerase II cis-regulatory region sequence-specific DNA binding; SMAD binding; DNA-binding transcription factor activity, RNA polymerase II-specific
Source: RefSeq, a predicted model, not a curated record